GUCAAGCGAAAUCAACGUGCGAGUUUAGUUUGCAAGCCAUAAGCAUAAGGCAUCAAAGGAACUCAACACAACAAAUCAGAAACUGAAAAUUACAUAUAACAUAUAAAUAUUUGGAUAUAUAUAGAAAAUGCGACAGUUACAUGGAAUGCUACUGUUGGCCCUGCUGCUGCUGGGCGUCUCCUGGAGCCAUGCGGAUCUGCUCGACUGUGACGAGAAAUUGCCCUCGAUGAUCACCGAGAUGGGCGACAAAAUAUCGGAGGCGACUGGCAGUAGCAGCAGUUCGGAGCAUGAAGUGCGUGAUUUCUUCAAGAGCGUCGGCUGCCAGAUCAAGAAUGGCGCCAAGAAGCUAGGCGAAAAGGCCAAGGAUCUGGGCAGCGAUAUCAAGGAGGGCGCCAAGAAGCUGGGCGAGAGGGCCAAGGAUCUGGGCAGCGAUAUUCGCGAGAGAUUCGAUGAUUUUCGCGACAAACUCGCCAAGGAUUCAGCCGAGGAGAUGAGCAAGGAUCGCGGAUUUCUCGCCAACGUCGAGAUUAUCAAUCCAGAUCUGCUCAAGGGUGAGCAACAGUGCGGACACGGCCACAUCCUCGAUGCCUUGGGCAACUGCAGCCGGUUGAGGAAGUGAUGAUGAUGCAGCUCGACUCAAGCUUCAAACGAAUUCCAUUAUUAUAAUUUUUUUUUUUUUUAUCUAUUUGCAGUUAUAUAAGUUAUAAGUUUAUAAGUUAUAUUAAAUAUACAUUUUUUUUUCGAUAACCUGUUACCAAUAAA
Molecule: messenger RNA, 762 nt
Organism: Drosophila grimshawi
Lineage: Eukaryota; Metazoa; Arthropoda; Insecta; Diptera; Drosophilidae
Exons: 1
Coding region: 128-619 (163 amino acids)
Source: RefSeq, a predicted model, not a curated record